This is a messenger RNA of Polypterus senegalus (gray bichir), 1426 nucleotides long. RefSeq names its product carboxypeptidase A1-like. The record is from RefSeq and is a predicted model, not a curated record. Bases 1 to 1260 code for a protein of 419 amino acids. The transcript has 11 exons. Gene Ontology annotation, molecular function: zinc ion binding; metallocarboxypeptidase activity. NCBI's taxonomy places the organism in Eukaryota, Metazoa, Chordata, Cladistia, Polypteriformes, Polypteridae. Gene Ontology annotation, biological process: proteolysis.
AUGAGGGCCUUGAUCAUCUUCUUGGGGUUUGUUGUGGCCAUUUGUGCCAAAAAAGAUUUUCAUGGGGACCAAGUUCUCCAUAUUCAAGCUAACAGUGAGGAACAGAUACUCCUGUUAAAGGAGCUUCAUAAUCUGCAGCACUUGAAGCUUGACAUAUGGCGGGAGCCCCUGAAGCCAGCUCUUCCGGUUGAUAUUCAUGUCCCAUUUGAAAGUCUUCAGGCAGUCCGAGCCUUUCUGGAAUUCAAUGGUAUUCACUACUCUGUGAUGAUUGAUGAUGUUCAGGUCCUGCUAAAUAAAGAAAAGGAGCACAUGGCUCUCUCCAGAUCAAAGGAAAGGAACAAUAAAAGUUAUGAUUAUGGAGCUUAUCACACACUGGAAGAGAUAAAUAUGUGGAUGGACAAUUUAGUAGCUGAUCAUCCAAGUCUGGUUUCAAAAAUUCAGAUUGGCUUAAGCUUUGAAGGGCGUCCACUUUAUGUGCUGAAGUUCAGCACUGGUGGAGUGAAACGGCCUGCUAUUUGGUUAGACACUGGAAUCCAUGCCCGUGAAUGGAUAACACCAGCUGUUGGCAUCUGGACAGCCAAAAAGAUUGCUUCUGAUUAUGGCAAAGAUCCUUCGCUUACUUCAAUACUCAACACAAUGGACAUCUUUUUUGAGAUUGUGACCAAUCCAGAUGGCUAUGAUUUCACCCAUAAGAGUAACCGAAUGUGGCGCAAGACCAGGUCAAUCAAUCCUGGAUCAUCAUGUAUUGGUGUGGAUCCUAACAGGAACUGGCAAAUAGGUUUUGGAGGUCCUGGCACAAGCACGUACCCUUGUGAUGAAACCUACUGUGGACCCUUUGCUCAUUCAGAAUCAGAAGUUAGGUCAAUAGCAGACUUUAUUCUGUUCCAUGGGAAUUUCAAAGCAAUGAUAACUAUCCACAGCUAUUCCCAGAUGUUGAUGUUUCCUAAUGGAUAUACUUCAACACCCGUUCCUAAUAAGGAAGAACUACACACUUUGGCAAAAAGUGCAGUGGAUGCCCUAGCCAGUGUUUAUGGAACUACAUAUACCUAUGGAGACAUGUACACCACUAUAUAUCCAGCAAGUGGAACCACUUCUGAUUGGGCAUAUGACAAUGGAAUCAAAUAUUCAUUCACAUUUGAAUUGAGAGACACGGGACAUUAUGGCUUUUUGUUGCCUGCUGAACAGAUCAUCCCCACUGCUGAAGAAACCUGGCUUGCUCUCAUGAAAUUAAUGGAACAUGCCAGGGAUAAUCCGUAUUAAGAGCCUUAAAAAACUCCAUUUUAUAUGUGCCACACUUCAUUUGUGUAAUUGGUAUGGAAACUUAAACAGGAACAAGCUUAUACAAACAAAUUUCUCAUGUAUAAUUGACCCUAAAUAUAUUUGUCAUCAAACCCAAUUUAAAAAGUAAAAAUAAAAAUAAAAUCAU